GCCUUCCAGCCCUCAGUAGCGGAUAAGCGCGGCGAGGGUGGGCGGACGCCUGGGUCCCGCUGCCACGCUGCAGAGGGGCCGCAGCAGAGGCGCAGAGCCCGGGGGCGGGGGGCCGCCGGGCGCGCCGAGAUGUGGAAUCCCCUGCACGAAGCCGACUCGACCUUUGUCGCUUGGCGCCGCCCGCGCUGGCUGUGCGUUGGGGCGCUGGUGCUGGCCGCCGGCCUCCUGAUCGUCGGCUUCUUCUUCGGUCGGUUUAUAAGAUCCUCUAAUGAACCUACUAAUAUUGUCCCACAGCAUAAUGUGAAGAAGGCAUUUUUGGAUGAAUUGAAAGCUGAGAACAUCAAGAGGUUCUUAUAUAAUUUUACACGGCUGCCACAUUUAGCAGGAACAGAACAAAACUUUCAGCUUGCAAAGCAAAUUCAAUCCCAGUGGAAAGAAUUUGGCCUGGAUUCUGUUGAGUUGGCCCAUUAUGAUGUCCUGUUGUCCUAUCCAAAUAAGACUCAUCCCAACUACAUCUCAAUAAUUGAUGAAGACGGAAAUGAGAUUUUCAACUCGUCAUUGUUUGAACCACUUCCUCCAGGAUAUGAAAAUGUUUCAGAUGUUGUGCCACCAUUUAAUGCCUUCUCUCCCCAGGGGAUGCCCGAGGGUGAUCUCGUGUAUGUUAACUAUGCACAGACUGAAGACUUCUUUAAACUAGAGAGGGACCUGAAAAUCAAUUGCUCUGGGAAGAUUGUGAUUGCCAGAUAUGGGAAAAUUUUCAGAGGAAAUAAGGUUAAAAAUGCCCAGCUGGCAGGGGCCAAAGGAGUCAUUCUGUAUUCAGAUCCUGCUGAUUACUUUGCUCCUGGGGUGAAGUCCUAUCCAGAUGGUUGGAAUCUGCCUGGACGUGGUGUCCAGCGUGGAAAUAUCUUAAAUCUUAAUGGUGCAGGGGACCCUCUCACACCUGGUUACCCAGCAAAUGAAUACGCUUAUAGACGUGAAAUCACAGAGGCUGUUGGUCUUCCGAGCAUUCCUGUCCAUCCAGUUGGGUACGAUGAUGCACAGAAGCUCCUGGAGAAAAUGGGUGGGGCCCCGCCUCCAGAUAGCAGCUGGAAAGGAAGUCUCCAAGUGCCCUACAAUGUUGGACCUGGCUUUCUUGGAAACUUUUCUACACAAAAAGUCAAGAUGCACAUCCUUUCUAACAACAAAGUGACGAGAAUAUACAAUGUGAUUGGGACUCUCAGAGGAGCUGUAGAACCAGACAGAUAUGUCAUUCUUGGAGGUCACCGUGACUCAUGGGUAUUUGGUGGCAUUGACCCUCAGAGCGGAGCAGCUGUUGUUCAUGAAAUUGUGAGGAGUUUUGGAACACUGAAGAAAGAAGGAUGGAGACCUAGAAGAACAAUUUUGUUUGCAAGCUGGGAUGCAGAAGAAUUUGGUCUUCUUGGUUCUACUGAGUGGGCAGAGGAGAAUUCCAGACUCCUUCAGGAACGUGCUGUGGCCUAUGUUAAUGCUGAUUCUUCCAUAGAAGGGAACUAUACUCUGAGAGUCGACUGUACCCCACUGAUGUACAGCUUGGUAUACAACCUAACAAAGGAGCUCCAAAGCCCUGAUGAAGGCUUUGAAGGCAGAUCUCUUUAUGAGAGCUGGAAUGGAAAAAGUCCUUCACCGGAGUUCAGUGGCAUGCCAAGGAUUAGCAAACUGGGAUCUGGUAAUGACUUUGAGGUGUUCUUCCAAAGACUUGGAAUUGCUUCAGGCAGAGCACGGUACACUAAAAACUGGGCAACAAGCAAAUUCAGGAGCUAUCCAUUGUAUCACAGUGUCUACGAAACAUAUGAAUUGGUGGAAAAAUUUUAUGAUCCAACUUUUAAGUACCACCUCGCUGUGGCACAGGUUCGAGGAGGGAUGGUAUUUGAACUAGCCAAUUCCAUAGUGCUCCCAUUUGACUGUCGAGAUUAUGCUAUUGUUUUGAGAACGUAUGCUGACAAAAUCUACAAUAUUUCAAUGAACCAUCCACAAGAAAUGAAAACAUACAGUGUGUCAUUUGAUGCACUUUUCUCUGCUGUGAAGAACUUUACAGAAGUUGCUUCUAAGUUCAAUGAGAGACUUCAAGACUUGGACAAAAACAACCCAAUAUUAUUGAGAAUUAUGAAUGAUCAACUGAUGUUUUUGGAACGAGCAUUUAUUGAUCCUUUAGGAUUACCAGACAGGCCUUUCUAUAGGCACGUCAUCUAUGCUCCCAGCAGCCACAACAAGUAUGCAGGGGAGUCAUUCCCAGGAAUUUAUGAUGCUCUGUUUGAUAUUGAAAACAGAGUGGAUCCGUCCAAGGCCUGGGGAGAGGUGAAGAGGCAGAUCUCCAUCGCAGCCUUUACAGUGCAGGCUGCAGCCGGGACUCUGAGGGAAGUGGCCUGAGGUGGUUCUUCAGAGAACCUAUACUGACUAGGUAUGGUCUGUCACUCAGAAAGAAUCAUAAAAGUCAUAUUCUAAAAAAUAAACUUAAAAAAUAAAGUUAACACACACACACACACACACACUAGCAUUCUUCUCCCUAUGAAUCAAAAAAGAAAGAUGGACAAUUUUUAUUCUAUAAUUAUAGAAGGAUAUUCUGAAUUUGAACUAAGAGUUAAAAUUAAGGCAAACACCUACUGUAUUAAAACUCUUAUGUGGCAGUAGAGGGAAUCGAGGCUAAUUCUGCACUGGCAUUGGCCCUAUUGGUCACCCAGGGCUGAGAGAUCACUAUCUUAACCAACUAGUUGAGCUACACUAGUCUAAUCACACUGCUGGUAAACAUAGUCACUCUGUGCUGUAAAGGAUAAUUACUUUUCUUAAAAUAUCAAAUAUCUUAUUUCUAUCAAAGGAUAUAUGUAAUGUAUGUACAGUGAAAAAUAAUAAAGAAAUGAAGAUUUGUUGAACUGCCUCCCACAAAUAACCAAAUUAAGGAAAGGAAUGUUACCCAUAUCUCUGAAUGUCCCAUCUACCACUGACGAGUGUGCCUUCCUCUUCUGCCAGAGAUACUCACUUUCUUGAAUCUUACGUGAAUCUUUUCUGUUAUUUAUCAUUAUUCCACACAUGGCUAUAUUCUUUAUGUGUUUGGGGGUUUGUUUGGUUUUUAAACUGUAAAUAAAAUCACACUGUGUAUCUA
Lutra lutra (Eurasian river otter) is the source of this 3115-nucleotide messenger RNA. RefSeq names its product glutamate carboxypeptidase 2. The record is from RefSeq and is a predicted model, not a curated record. NCBI's taxonomy places the organism in Eukaryota, Metazoa, Chordata, Mammalia, Carnivora, Mustelidae. Bases 130 to 2385 code for a protein of 751 amino acids. Gene Ontology annotation, molecular function: carboxypeptidase activity. The transcript is spliced from 19 exons.